AUGAAAGCUUCUCUAACCGUGUUGCUGCUGGGACUGGUGGGACUGGUUCUGGCGGACGAUCGUUGUCCACCAGUAGACGAUCCCGAUCUGCCACCGGUUCUUCUUGCACAUCCAACCGACUGCGAUAAGUUUCUGAUCUGUAGCCACGGGAAAACGGUUGUAAGCAGAUGUCCACCCGGUUUGCACUGGAAUGAUGCACGUAAGCUGUGUGACUAUCCAUCGCUAGCCCAGUGCCGUCCGGGCGAGACGGGAUCUACGGCGCAGGAUUUGCAACCGUCAGCCAACUGUCCCGCGGAGUAUGAUCCCGAUCAUAUGGUGUACAUACCGCACGAAACCGAAUGCACCAAGUACUACAUCUGUGACCCGUAUGGUGUAGAGCUGGAGCAGACCUGUCCGUCCGGGUUGCACUGGAAUCCGGAGGUGAAUUAUUGCGAUUUCCCUGAGCUAGCUCAGUGUGAGGAAUAG
This is a messenger RNA of Anopheles maculipalpis, 465 nucleotides long. RefSeq names its product peritrophin-1-like. Gene Ontology annotation, cellular component: extracellular region. The record is from RefSeq and is a predicted model, not a curated record. The transcript has 2 exons. Lineage: Eukaryota; Metazoa; Arthropoda; Insecta; Diptera; Culicidae. The coding region runs from base 1 to 465 and encodes 154 amino acids. Gene Ontology annotation, molecular function: chitin binding.